AUGGCCGCCAACAAGCAGGGCAAGAUGCAAAACCUCAUCAACUACCGCAUGAGAGUGACCCUUAACGAUGGUCGCCAAAUGACCGGUCAGAUGCUGGCCUUUGAUAAGCACAUGAACCUUGUUCUCGCCGACACAGAAGAAUUCCGCCGUAUCAAGCGCAAAGGAAAGGCCGCUGGCCCCGCGAACACCCCGCUGGUCGAGGCGGAGGAGAAGCGAACUCUCGGUCUGACUAUCGUGCGCGGCGCCCAGGUCGUCUGUUGCUCCGUCGAUGGCCCUCCCCCAGCCGAUCCCUCUGCACGUCUCGGUAACGCCGGUGCCGGCGCCGCGGGUGCUGCCGCGACUCUCGCUGCAGGCCCCGGUAUCAGCAAGCCCGCUGGUCGUGGCCUGCCCGUUGGUCUUGGUGGUCCCGCUGCUGGUGUGGGUGGCCCCCCCUCCUCCUGGUGGGUUCGGAGGUUUCCCUCCUGGUGGAUUCCCUGGUGCUCCCCCUCCUGGGUUCGCUGGUCGUGGAGGACCCCCUGGUGGACCUCGUAA
This is a messenger RNA of Penicillium waksmanii, 531 nucleotides long. RefSeq names its product small nuclear ribonucleoprotein-associated protein. The transcript has 4 exons. Gene Ontology annotation, biological process: mRNA splicing, via spliceosome. Gene Ontology annotation, cellular component: U4 snRNP; catalytic step 2 spliceosome; U5 snRNP. Gene Ontology annotation, molecular function: RNA binding. Lineage: Eukaryota; Fungi; Ascomycota; Eurotiomycetes; Eurotiales; Aspergillaceae. The record is from RefSeq and is a predicted model, not a curated record. The coding region runs from base 1 to 531 and encodes 176 amino acids.